Molecule: messenger RNA, 615 nt
Organism: Peniophora sp. CBMAI 1063
Lineage: Eukaryota; Fungi; Basidiomycota; Agaricomycetes; Russulales; Peniophoraceae
Source: the annotation of a GenBank genome assembly
AUGCAUACCAGCGAAUACGACUACCUCUUCAAGCUCCUCCUCAUCGGAGACUCCGGUGUCGGCAAAUCCUGCUUGCUGCUGCGUUUCGCAGACGAUACCUACACCGAGAGCUAUAUCUCUACGAUCGGUGUCGACUUCAAGAUUCGCACGAUUGAGCUCGAGGGCAAGACCGUGAAGCUCCAGAUUUGGGACACCGCAGGCCAGGAGCGCUUCCGCACCAUCACCUCUUCCUACUACCGUGGUGCUCACGGCAUCAUCGUUGUUUACGACGUCACGGAUAACGACACUUUCACGAAUGUCAAGCAGUGGCUCCAGGAGAUUGACCGUUACGCAUCCGAGGGUGUCAACAAGCUCCUUGUCGGUAACAAGAGCGAUCUUACUAGCAAGAAGGUCGUGGAGUACAGCGUCGCGAAGGAAUUCGCGGACCAGCUCUCCAUCCCCUUCCUCGAGACGUCGGCGAAGAACGCGACGAACGUCGAGCAGGCUUUCUUGACCAUGGCGAAGCAGAUCAAGGACCGUAUGGGCUCGACCCCGACGGCAGCGGGCACCGGCAAGUCCACAACCGUCGCACCCGGCCAGAGUGUGCAGCCACAGCAGGCCGGCGGAUGCUGCUAG